AGAUGAACAACGACGACCGAGAAAUAAUUCAGUCAAACAUAUCAAAAUUGAUGGAGAACAUUGACUUGAGUGCAGAUCUCACAGCCAAGUUCUUGGAAAGGAGGCUCUUUUCUCGUGAGAUGUUAGAAAGCUACUGUCCAAUGGAGAAACGAGAAAACAAAUUGAGACUGCUUCUGGAUGUUGCAAAAAGGGGACCCACUGCAUUUGAAGACUUCCUUCAUUGCCUUAUGAUGACAGGUCAUUUCUGUGCAGCUCGUAUCCUCAAACCAGACCUUGAGCUGUGGAAGUAUCUCCCUCCAAUUUCCAGGGAUGAACUGGAUAACAGAGGAAUUGAGAAUGGAAAUGUGAGCAGCAAUGGAAUUAAUUCCAUCAGUCAUGAAGAAGAUGCUGAGCCUGAUACAGUGCCUUUUCUGAAUGACUCCUUCUGCGAAGAUCAAAUUGUGGUUCCUCAGCAUUUGAAUGUCUCAGUGCAAAAAACUGAUACCUGCCAUGGUCCUCCGGAGGCCUAUAAAAUGCAGUCCAAUCCCCGGGGACAAGUUCUCAUCAUCAACAAUGAGAAGUUUCAGAGACUUAAAGAAAGACGAGGUGCCACAGUGGAUACUAUUAAUUUCAGGAAUGUUUUUGAACAACUCCACUUUGAGGUCCAGCUUGAAGAUAACCUUGGUAUAGCAGAUAUGAAGAGGGUAAUCAAGAACUUUGCACAAAGUUCACUCCAUAAGAACAGUGACUGCUGUGUAGUUCUUGUGAUGAGUCAUGGAGAUCAGCAAGAUGGGUCAUAUAUAGUUUACUCUGUGGACCAGAAGCCUAUUUCGGUGGAAUGGAUCAUCCAGAACUUCAGCAAUGAAGAAGCUCAAUCCCUACGUGGCAAACCAAAGCUUUUCUUCUUUCAAGCCUGCAGGGGAGAGGGAUAUUAUCGUGAGCCAAGACGGAAAAACAAUCUCGAAAAGGACUCCUUCCGAGAAGACUCUUAUACAGCUCCUGUUCAGUCAGAUAUAUUUGUGGCUAAUUCAGCCAUCCCAGAUUAUGUGAGCUACAGGGAUAUUCGUCAUGGUUCUUGGUUCAUUGAAUCAAUCUGCCAAGUCUUUGCUAAGUAUGCUCAUUGCCUAGACCUUCAAAGUAUGAUGCAAAAAGUUCAUGAAAGGCUUUCCAAGUAUGAAGGCGAAAAGGGUGAGAAGCAGAGUGCAGAAUACUGGAUGAUUCCCAGGUAUCAGUUCCUCAGGAGUAUCUAUAGUGAAGAGUCCCUCAUUGCUGUGACAAGGGUAUUGGACAAUGAACCUUCUAGGGAAAGAGCUUCAAGGCUGUUGGGCAUACCCCUGGAAGCCUUGGGAAUCAAGGUACCUCCUGAUGCAGGAAGCUCAAGAAAAAUAAAAUUGGUUGCAAAGAAUGUCAUGGGGGACAUUCUGAAAGAAGUGCUGCUGAACCAUGCUAGAAAAGAACAUGGGGGUAAGUGGACUUCGAGGACACCGUACAAUUCUAAAGAAGGCUGCAUCUCCUCCGCUAUUGAUAUCCCGCUGCUCCAGCUCCCUCCUUGGAGAAAUGAAGACCAUCCCUCACCAUCGUCUAUCAGAGCACAAAAAGUGCUUGUGACUGUUUCAGAACGGACAGAUGGCACACCAAUUGCUAAAGGGGAGGAUGAUGAUGAUGCAUAUGACCAGUACUUCUAUGAGGAAAUGGCCAAAUCCAGACUGGAAGGUGACAACACCGUCGAAAACCAGCAGCUUCAUCAGGGCUUAAGCCCAUUGGAAGCAGAAGGAUCCUUCAUGACCAAGAUCAGGAAGGCAAAAGUAAAAGUUCUCAACCGAAGGAAUGGGAUCAUGGGACAGGUGCUAAAGGAUGAAAAUGUAGGGAAAGGAAUACUCAAUAGAUCAUCCCGUGAGGGACAGCCAGUGCUUCAGAGUAAGACUUCUGCUGAUCUUGUACCCAUUCGUGCUCGGAAAGUCUUGCAGCCUGUACAGUCUCAAUCAUCAUCUGUGAAGCAAGAUUUGAGGAAAUCCUCUUCUAUCUUGGAGCCUGUCUCAUCUUCAAAGAGUGAGAACAUGGGGAAGGCUGCUCUUGGUAACCAAACUGAGCAGUCCCACCAUGUUGAGGGUAGGUCAUCUACCCCAGUUGGAGGAAAACCUUCAGUGAACUCCAAACCUUCAACCUCAAGCUCUCCCAAUUCAUCUGCCCUGAAUCUCCCUAAGCAUACCAAGGUUUCCUUUAAUGGGUGCCAAUACAUCGUUCUUGGCCUUAUUGGGAAAGGUGGAUUCAGUUCUGUUUACCAGGUUUGGGAUCCAGAGAAAGAAAUGACAUAUGCACUUAAGUGCAUAAAGAUGAGUCAGCGUGAGAGUGAAGCAGAGCUCAGGAAUGAAAUACAACUCCUAUGGAAACUCAAAGAUUGUGACCGAGUCAUCCACCUCUUUGAUUAUGAAUUCCGGAAAAGUGAGAGAACCUUGUACUUAUUGAUGGAACGUGGCGAUUGUGAUCUCCAAACAAUCUUCAAGCAGAAGCCAGGUCAAUGGAGCACACGAGAAUGCUGUUUCUACUUUGAGCAAAUGCUUCAAGCAGUUCAACAGAUUCAUGCCAAAAAUGUGAUUCAUGCAGACUUGAAACCUGCCAACUUCAUUAUGGCAAAGGGCUACCUGAAACUGAUUGACUUUGGAAUCUCAUGCAUGUUGCAGAAUGAAGCCACAAGUGUACUUCGUGACACACCUCAUGGAACAAUAUCAUACAUGAGUCCAGAAGCCCUGGAAAAUUCCAGGGAUUUUGGAUGUAAGAUUGGGACUAAAUCAGAUAUUUGGUCCCUGGGAUGCAUCCUUUAUCAAAUGAUUCAUGGCUGCACACCUUUCCAGCACCUUCAGUCCCUCAUCUCAAGAAUUGAUGCUAUUCGGAAUCCCAAUACUGUGAUAUCUUAUCCCUCAGUUGCAGAUGAUGGCUUGCAAAGGAUAGUCAAGCUGUGCCUACAACAUGACCCUAAGAAGAGGCCCUCAGUGAGUGAACUCCUGAUCAUGAUGUCCCAAACUGGACAAAGUAAUCCCCAUGGUCCUACCCCAGGGACCCCUGGAGUGAAGGAGUAUCUUCACAGCUUGAGCCACCUUUCUCCUGGGGCACUUCAGAAAGCUGUGACCCCUAGGACUGUCAAGACUAUGCUCACUCUACUUUCAAAAGCAGGCAAAGUAAUGUUCUGA
Molecule: messenger RNA, 3167 nt
Organism: Darwinula stevensoni
Lineage: Eukaryota; Metazoa; Arthropoda; Ostracoda; Podocopida; Darwinulidae
Source: the annotation of a GenBank genome assembly